AUGAAUCCUGAUACCAUUACACGAUUAGAAGUGGAUGAGAAGAACCAGUUUAACUAUAUGUUCUUUGCGCUCGGAGCUUGCAUCGAAGGGUUCAAGGCGAUGAGGCAAGUGAUAAUAAUGUAUGGAACUCACCUGAAGGGUGUGUACAAAGGAGUGCUUCUCAUUGCCACUGCUCAAGAUCCAGAUCAUUAUCAUUAUCCCCUUGCUUUUGCGGUAGUAGAUGAAACCAAAGCAUCAUCAAGAAAGUACACGAGGUAUCAUUGGCGAUCCAUGGAUAUUGCAAUUAUCACUUGUCUAAUAAUGUCAGCGAAGCUUGCAGCAAUGUUAACAAGAAAGGGGUUGCCAAAAACAUUUAGAGAUAUUGCUGGUAUUUACAGUGAGGUGGACUUCAGAAAAUGCUACAACGAUUUCAGGAAAAUGUAUCCUCAAGCAGCCGAGUAUAUAGAUGACAGUGUUCAUGAGACAAAAUGGGAACCAAGGAAAUAUGCGUUGUUGCCAAUGCUUGAUGUGAUCGUGGAAAAGAUAACAGAAUGGUUCAACAAAUACCGUCUAUUAUCUCUACGCGUACCAGAGAGGCAGAUACUAAUCCCACAUGUGCAUGGGAUAUUGCAUCACAUAUAUCCUACGGCUAAAAAGUUGAAGGUGACCGAGCUAAAUACAUUUGAAGGUCACUACAAUGUGCUUGGCGAGGAUGGUCAUGGUUAUUUGGUUGAUUUGAGCAACAGAACAUGCUAUUGUAGGUAUUUUGAUAUUGAUCGGUAUCCUUGUGUGCAUGCACUUGCUGCCAUCAUGGCGCGUGGAGAAAUGGUUGAACAUUAUUGUUCUAGGUAUUACUGGAUGGAGCAGUGGACUUUGGCAUAUUACAGGACAAUAUAUCCAGUGCCUCAUCAUUCAACAUGGGAAAGAGAAUAUAGGAGUAAGAGAAAGAAGAAGUUUCCACCAUUGAUUGGUGAAAACGAAGAAAGUGGCAGUGAUAGCAAUAGCGGUGGUAGUAACAGCAGUGACAGCAGUGGCAUCAAGGGAAAUGGGGACGAGGGAGGUGACAACGAAGGAAAUGAUGAAUGA
Molecule: messenger RNA, 1065 nt
Organism: Brassica rapa (field mustard)
Lineage: Eukaryota; Viridiplantae; Streptophyta; Magnoliopsida; Brassicales; Brassicaceae
Molecular function (GO): zinc ion binding
Source: RefSeq, a predicted model, not a curated record